Molecule: messenger RNA, 3780 nt
Organism: Malurus melanocephalus (red-backed fairy wren)
Lineage: Eukaryota; Metazoa; Chordata; Aves; Passeriformes; Maluridae
Gene: IL31RA
Product: interleukin 31 receptor A
Exons: 16
Coding region: 271-2871 (866 amino acids)
Biological process (GO): cytokine-mediated signaling pathway
Cellular component (GO): external side of plasma membrane; signaling receptor complex
Molecular function (GO): cytokine binding; cytokine receptor activity
Source: RefSeq, a predicted model, not a curated record
UCGGCGCUCCGGACAGUGCACAGCACCCGCCCGCGGGCGGCCGCCGCCGUGUGGGACAGCUACGGCAGCCCGAGCCCGGCACCGCUGGCCCCGGCGGCCGGGGUGGGGGUUUCUGGCCUUCAGAAUUACAGGAAAAAGCRUUACUUGUGCUCAGCCGCGCAGCUUCCUAUUUUGUCCGUCCCUUCGCAGUCGCCGGCGGCAGAGGCUCCUUUUAAAUCAAGCUCCCGUUCUGCAGCUAAGCAUUUUCUGCGUGUAGUUAGUGAGAAGGAAAUGUCUGACAAUUUGAUUUGGAUGUUUGUCCUGCUCUGCAGCUCUGUAGCAGAURAAAACUCUGGAGAUGCUGACAUUUUUCCUUCAUCUCCUACAAUUGAAAGAGGAUCCUCCCUGAAACUAUUCUGUGUUCUUGGAAAGAGCUACAUACCUCAGAGAAAUGCAAGCCACAUCAUCUGGAAAUUGAAUGAUGAAUUGAUUGCUCCAGAAAACUGUACCAUUGUGAAUGAGACUGUAUCUAGUGUAACCAUCCAUAAUUUCACUUACAGCACAGCUUACCUGAAAUGUUUCAUGAAGUACUUGGACAGGGAACAACUUUUGGUUCRCACAGAAGUUAAAUCUGGCUUUCGUCCAGACAURCCAAAAAAUAUUUCCUGCAUUUUUUUCUUUGAUGAUAACCUUACUUGUACCUGGAACGGAGGAAGAGAAACAAGUUUUACAAGAUACUAUACUCUUUACCGGAAACUGAUAAAUUCUUCAGAUACAGGCAGCUCAUGCAACAGUACAACGGAGUCCUGUUCAUUUUUUCAUCCAGAUAAUAAUCCCUAUAGUAGUAAAUUUUGUUUUCAGGUGCAAGCUAAGAAUGUUUUGGGUGAAUCCUUAACAGACUGUACUCCUAUAUCUUUGAGUAAAAUAGAGAAAUUUGCCCCUCCUGAAAUAAUUUCAGUUAAAAAGAUCCCUGGAAUAAAGCAGUUACUUACAGUAACCUGGCAGAUGCCUAAGAAGAUUAUCCCUUCACAGCCUUUAAUUUGCCAGGUUCGAUACAGAAACUUGUAUUCAAACUUUACAGAAUUUGUCAAUGUCUCACUGAAUUCUAAACAGAAUACAUCAUCUUGUAAUCUCACGGGUCUGUGGGAUUCCACAGACUAUUCUGUUGCCGUUCGGUGUAUCAAUAUUGAGUCAAUAUUUUGGAGUGCAUGGAGUGGAGAGAAAAAAGGAAGCACAGAAGAAAAAGCUCCUUCAGGGAAAGUGGAUUUGUGGAGAGUAAUUGAACCUUCACACUCAUCUAGAAAUAGAUCUGUACAUCUUAUGUGGAAGCCACUAAGAAGCUUUCCACCUCCUGGGAGAGUUCAAGGCUACAAAAUACAAUAUUUUCCUGAAAACAAUGCUACACUUAAAAGGACAAGCAACUCUACUGAAAAGAAAAUCACUUUACUUUUAAAUGAAGAGGCACAUAUAAUAUCUGUCACUGCCUAUAACUCUGCUGGAGAGUCUCCUGAAGCUAUUUUGAGGAUUCCAUCCACUGAUGAAAAAACCUCUCAGAUAAUUGRAAGACUGAUGGCCACUACAACAAAUGAAGAAGUGGUUGUGGAAUGGAUGACUUCUGAACGAGAAGCAAUCAAAUAUGUGGUUGAGUGGUAUGAGGAAUCGGAGAUGGACCCUUUUGGUAGAUCAUGGCAAUAUGUAUGGAAUUCUACAAAAUGGCAAAAUAACAAAAAAAACUUUAAACCAUUUAUAUGCUAUAACAUCUCAGURUAUCCUCUUUAUGGAAAUAAAGUAGCAGCUCCAUCUUAUGCACAAAUAUAUGCUCAAGAAAAAGAGCCAGCAGAAGGACCUGUGGCUGAUACAAGCAUUCUGGGGAAAAAUGAAGUUACAAUAAAGUGGAAUGAGAUUCCAAAGGAUAAAAGAAAUGGAUUUAUCACUAACUAUACAAUAUUUUAUAAACCUGAAGAUGAAGGAGAAUUGAAUGAAACAGUGAACUCUGACAUUCUGCAAUACAGACUGAAGUCCUUACAGGCUAAUACACAAUAUACUGUCUAUAUAAUGGCAAGCAAUAAAGCUGGUGGAACCAUUGGAGAGCGAAAAACCUUCAAGACUUUGAAAUUGGAUAAAGAAGAUGUCUUUUUUAUUGCUAUACCUGUUGGGAUAAGCGUGUUGUGUCUGAUAGGCCUUUGGAUAACGUGCGUUUUGAAAAAACAUGCGUUUAAAAAGGUUUGCUGGCCUGAUAUUCCAAAUCCUGAAGAGAGUCUUGCAGUGGAAUGGCCUUUUCCUUCAUCUAUGAAUAAUUCAUUUCUGAAGAGACUGUCAUCUGAGACUAAAACUAYGGACUUUGAAGACAUAAAUGUUUUGGAACAUUGUUUUCCUGACGAAAGUCCAGAAGGAUCACUACUAAUAAACUAUGAAAACCAUGUUUCUGUAUGUACUGAUAUUGACAAAAAAAGCAUAACUAAUGGAGAUGAAAAGAUACUGAAUAAUGAAGAAAAUGAAGUUGCUGAAAGUUUUUCACCAUCCAUGUCUUAUGUAAUUACUGAUCAAUUUAUCAGAAGUCAAAUGCACAGAGCUUUGAUACCAGUGAAGGAAGCCCAACCCAUAGAAAUGMUGCCAAAUGUUUUGUGUGGAUCCCAACAGAAUCCAAUUAAAAAUGAAGAAAAUGGUGAUGAAGAAGUUUUAAAGCUGGAAGAUGUCAGUGAAGAAGCACUGUKCAAUCCAUACCUGAAAAAUUCUGUUAAAACAAGGGAAUUUCUUGUUUCUGAGAGCUUGCCAGAGCACAGUAUGGAUGAACACAAAAGCCARUCAAAUGUCUUACCUCCUUGUCAACCAAAUGCGCCAGGACAAUCCUAUGUAACACUGGACAUGUUCAGGCUGGCCAAAGCUCAAUAGUAUGAGAGACCUCUGUUAUAAAAUCCUCCUGUGAGAUACCCUUGGCACUGCCACUUACAGGCAUUCAUAUGUUCUAAUCUGAUUGAUCYCAGUUACUUUGGAUGGGAACACCCUCUUCUUUUGAAUAGCUGUGAAGUAUUUUUUUGCACUGUGUUAAUACUUGUCAGAGUUCACUUUCAGUGUGGGUGUUUGUUUUUUGUUGAUUUGGGUUUUCUUUUUUUAUUUUUUUUUUUAUCAGAUAUGACAGUAGUGAGGAAAAAAAAAUAGCUUUUAUUAUUUUCCCUUAGUUCUCCUGUAUCAGUCUGCAAAAACAACCUGGUAUUUGCUGCAGGAGCAUAGAGCAGUGCAAGCAUCUCAUUUAUUUCGCCCUAGACAACUAGUUCCCAAAACUCAGCUCUGCUGGGGAAACAUGGUCAGUCUUGAACAUGGUUGGAACCUGCCAAAUCCUUCCUUCAGUUACAUGAAGCAGAACUGCUUUCCUGUGCUUAUUUCCCUUCAUUGUUUUUUAUCUGGUGUUAUAGAUCAUGUUCCUCCUGUUUUACAAAUUUUGUAGAUUUCAGUAGCUGUUUUUUUGUAUCCCGACUCUUGAAUUAGUGGUUUGCUUAUAGUUUCUUCUGUYUUUAAUGAGAGUAUAUUUGUUGUCUGCAUUUUUGAAAAUAUGUGUUGUGCUGGCUGUGUUACUUCCUUUCCUUUCUCGCGUUUUUCAUCAUCCUCAACAUUUUGUGCUGCUUUUGUCUCUCCUGUUUGUUUCCUGCUUUUUAAAACUACUUAUUGAAGGAUUAUUUUACCUUCUUGUUCCUUUGCUUCGAAUUUGUUUCAGUUUAGAACUGUGUUUCCCAGUUGUGUUUUUAAUGUUUUGAACUGAAAAAAAAAAACUAAGUAGGUGGUCUUUUAUUGGAAGAAGCACUG